AUGACCAAGUAUCUGACAAUUUGCUUUUUGCAGACCGGGAGUGCGGAUUCAAAGACUGCACACGUCGAGGGGAUUGUCCGCUCGGCGUCGCUUUGCCGUGGUUUUGCUCGAGCCGUAAGUUUUGCCUGGUGCAGAGUCCGGGAGCAUGACGCUGACUGGCAGCUCGAACAGACAUCUGCCGCGUCGAGGGAUGCUUCAAGGAAAGGCCCGGGGACUGUGGCUACUGCAAAGACCACCGUUGUUCGACUGGAAAAUGCUUCGAAAGACGAAUACUGGACGCGGAUUAUUGCAUCGACCACGUGGCAAGGAUUUGCCGCGAAGAGGGCUGCCGCGAAACGGUCCAUCUGGAUUUCCGCUGCAUCAAGCACCAGAAAUGCCCUUUCAAAGACUGCAAAUUAUGGCGACAUCGGCACAAGGAUGGAUUAUGGGAUCAUUGCGAGAAGCCUACGAUGCAUCUACAAAGACUGCGACAAAUUGUGUCUCCCCAACUGUCGGUACUGUGGCUAUCACAAAUGCACCUUUGAGGGCUGUCUGAAUUUUCGCGACAACGAGAAAGACGUCGAAAGACUAUUCUGCCGCGAUCACGGCUGCGAGGUGACCCGUUGCUAUGCCGUCGCAAUUAUUGUCAAAAAGGGGGCUUUUGGCACCUAUUGUCGCCGACAUACCUGCAGGACUACCGACUGCCGCGAAGUUUGUAUAAGUGGCGAGUACUGUGAAAAGCACUCUUGCAAUUGGGAUGGAUGCGACAGAAUUCGUAUAGGAGGGGGGACAUUUUGCGAGGAACACGAAUGCAGAAGAUCUGGCUGCGGCAAUAAAGCCAGACUUCGUCUUGGCUAUUGCGAAGAGCACUGCUGCAAGAUCGACAAGUGCCUCAAUUUCAACGAUACAGGAUCUGACAAGUUGUGCUACGAGCAUUCUCGGACGGAGCUGCAUAAGAAGAUUAAGCAUCUGGAAGACAGGUUGCGCGGUCGGGGCUAUGAGUCGCACCAUUACGAUGAUCUGAAAUGCCGCCAUGACAAGCUUGCCAGAGACUACGACAGCUGUCUACUUCGGUUGAACGAGAGCAGGGAGGAAAUUCGGAUUCUCCGGAGCACUUGGAUUUCGGAGGAAGACAACCGCAUUUGGAGAAAGGAUCUGGAGGACCGAAACGCACGGUUGCUGCUGGACCUGGAGCGCGAGCAAAGGAGGGUCGAGCACUGGGAGCGCAAAGCGGGCGAGGUGCUGCGCCGAGUCGACGAAUUGGAGGAGCUCCUUGCAGAAGAAAGACUUCGAUUUCCGCCAACGGAUGGGUACGAGCGUCGCAUUUCGGACCUUGUGCGCAAAGUUGAGAUUCUCGAAGAGGAACUCCGGAUCGAGCGCGAAAACCACACGCUUCACGAAGGCCGACGAUACGAAGUCGAAAAACUGUUACGCACAAUCGCGGAGCUUGAGAGAAAGCUCGCAGACGAGCACAUUAGGUCGGCAAGGGUUGACGAGCUCUUCAAAAAGGUGGAGAUACUCCAGGCCAUGCUCGCUGGCGAGAGGGAGCAGAAGGACAUCCUGUUGGAGGACAUUGCCAAGCGCGAUGAAUACGACCGAUGUUAUCGUGAAAGAUACGAACGUCGUAGAUGGAGAAGGGGCAGUUUUGAGAGAAAACGACCGUUUCCUGAACGGGUCGAGCGCGUCGUCGAACGGGAGCGGGUUUAUGGCGUCGGAUGCUGA
Molecule: messenger RNA, 1701 nt
Organism: Colletotrichum gloeosporioides
Lineage: Eukaryota; Fungi; Ascomycota; Sordariomycetes; Glomerellales; Glomerellaceae
Exons: 2
Coding region: 1-1701 (566 amino acids)
Source: RefSeq, a predicted model, not a curated record